Messenger RNA from Psammomys obesus (fat sand rat), 3832 nucleotides. RefSeq names its product coagulation factor XIII A chain (gene F13a1). NCBI's taxonomy places the organism in Eukaryota, Metazoa, Chordata, Mammalia, Rodentia, Muridae. Gene Ontology annotation, molecular function: protein-glutamine gamma-glutamyltransferase activity. The record is from RefSeq and is a predicted model, not a curated record. Gene Ontology annotation, biological process: blood coagulation, fibrin clot formation; peptide cross-linking. The coding region runs from base 76 to 2274 and encodes 732 amino acids. The transcript is spliced from 15 exons.
GAAGUACCGAGAGGCACACAUUGAACCUACCCGAGCACCCUCUCAGGAGUGCGAGCAGGAUCCAGUAAGCUGAGAAUGUCAGAUACUCCAGCAACCACCUUUGGGGGCAGGCGAGCAGUCCCACCCAAUAACUCCAAUGCAGCAGAAGCUGACCUCCCGACUGAGGAGCUCCAGGGCCUGGUGCCCAGGGGUGUCAACCUGCAAGAUUACCUGAAUGUCACAGCUGUUCACCUGUUCAAGGAAAGAUGGGACAGCAACAAGAUUGAUCACCACACAGAGAAAUACGACAACAACAACUUGAUUGUCCGCCGAGGGCAGUCUUUCUACGUCCAGAUCGACUUCAAUCGUCCAUAUGACCCCAGGAAGGAUCUCUUCAGAGUGGAAUAUGUCAUUGGUCGCUACCCUCAGGAGAACAAGGGCACCUACAUCCCGGUGCCUGUAGUGAGGGAACUGCAAAGCAAAAAGUGGGGGGCCAAGGUUAUCAUGAACGAAGACAGGUCUGUGCGGCUUUCCAUCCAGUCUUCCCCGGAAUGCAUCGUGGGGAAAUUCCGCAUGUAUGUUGCAGUCUGGACACCGUAUGGCAUCCUGCGCACCCGCAGAAACCCAGAGACAGAUACAUACAUUCUCUUCAACCCUUGGUGUGAAGAGGAUGCUGUGUAUCUGGAUGAUGAGAAAGAGAGAGAAGAGUAUGUCCUGAAUGACAUCGGAGUGAUAUUUUAUGGGGACUUCAAUGACAUCAAGAGCAGAAGCUGGAGCUAUGGCCAGUUUGAGGAUGGCAUCCUGGAUGCUUGCUUGUAUGUGAUGGACAAAGCCCAGAUGGACCUUUCUGGCAGAGGGAACCCCAUCAAAGUCAGCCGCGUUGGGUCUGCGAUGGUGAAUGCCAAGGAUGAUGAAGGUGUUAUUGUUGGAUCGUGGGACAAUGUCUACGCCUAUGGCAUCCCGCCAUCAGCCUGGACAGGAAGUGUUGACAUUCUGCUAGAAUACAAGAGCUCUGAAACGCCAGUCCGAUAUGGCCAGUGCUGGGUUUUUGCUGGUGUCUUUAACACAUUUCUAAGAUGUCUUGGAAUCCCGGCGCGAGUCAUUACCAAUUAUUUCUCAGCCCAUGACAAUGAUGCCAAUUUGCAAAUGGACAUCUUCCUGGAAGAAGAUGGGAAUGUGAGCACCAAACUCACCAAGGAUUCAGUGUGGAACUACCACUGCUGGAAUGAGGCUUGGAUGACGAGGCCUGAUCUUCCUGUUGGAUUUGGAGGCUGGCAAGUUGUGGACAGCACACCCCAGGAAAACAGUGAUGGCAUGUACCGCUGUGGCCCUGCCUCCGUUCAAGCCAUUAAGCAUGGCCACGUCUGCUUCCAGUUUGAUGCCCCAUUUGUUUUUGCAGAGGUCAACAGCGAUCUUGUUUACAUCACCUCCAAGAAAGAUGGCACUCAUGUGGUAGAAGCCGUGGAUGCCACCCAUAUUGGGAAGUUAAUUGUGACCAAAGAAAUUGGAGGAGAUGGCAUGCAGGAUAUUACUGAUACUUACAAAUUUCAAGAAGGUCAAGAAGAAGAGAGACUGGCCCUUGAAACUGCCCUGAUGUAUGGAGCCAAAAAAACCCUCAACACCGAAGGUGUUUUUAAAUCAAGGUCUGAUGUGGACAUGGAUUUUGAAGUGGAAAACGCUGUGCUGGGGAAAGACUUCAAGGUUACCAUCACCUUCCGGAACAAUAGCUCCAACCUCUACAAUGUCUCGGCCUAUCUUUCUGGGAACAUCACCUUUUACACUGGAGUCUCCAAGACAGAAUUCAAGAAGGAAGCCUUUGAAGUGACACUGGAUCCCUCAACCUCCAACAAAACGGAGGUACUGGUCAGAGCGGGCGAGUAUAUGAGCCACCUUCUGGAGCAGGGCCUCCUGCACUUCUUCAUCACAGCACGCAUCAACGAGAGCAGGGAUGUCUUGGCCAAGCAGAAGUCCAUAGUGCUGACUGUCCCCAAGGUCAUCAUCAAGGUCCGAGGCACGGCCAUGCUUGGCUCUGAUAUGGUUGUGACUGUUGAGUUUACUAAUCCUUUAAAAGAAACACUGAAAAAUGUCUGGAUUCACUUGGAUGGUCCUGGAGUAAUGAGACCCAAGAGGAGGAUGUUCCGUGAAAUCCAUCCCAACAGCACUGUGCAGUGGGAAGAAGUCUGUCGGCCUUGGGUCUCUGGCCCUCGGAAGCUGAUUGCCAGCAUGACCAGUGACUCCCUGAGACAUGUGUAUGGAGAGCUGGAUCUGCAUAUUCAAAGACGACCUACCAUGUAAAUGCUCAGGAGGCUGAGGUGGACCUAGGCACAUGGCCUAUUACAGUCUUGGCUAUGGAAAUUCUAAUGAAAAAAAAAAAAAAAGCUAGCUCUUGCUUUAAUUUGGGUGUAAAGACUGAGACAGAUCCCACCAUGAGGAUGCUAUGGAUUUCGUAGACAUGCCUUUCCAAACCCAAGCCAUUGGACAGGGGAGUUAUUUUGAAUUGUUCUACCUUCCAAAGGAUCGGAGCAUUAGCUUUAAUUAAGCUAUAAUUAAGCCUUCAUGGCUCAUAAGAGUAAAAGUCAUCAUUUAUCAUUGCAAAUGGCUACGGCUACACAUAUCAGAGGACUUCCCUUGAGUAGGGGGAAUGUGCCCAAUACCUGGCCUCAAUUAAGAUUUCUGAUUCCCCACUCAGUCUUUUGGGGAUAACCCACUUUCCCAAAGGAAAGGAAGUACAUGACUGGGAUCCUUAAAAUUCUAUUCCCCUUUCUUUGAAUCAGGUUGCACCCUCUGCGUUAAAAAAAUUUUUUUUCCAGGAAUUAAGCACGGCAUCAUUUUUCUUCUCGGCAAAGCCAGAGAUAGGUCUUUCAUCUUGCACCUGCAGCCAAGGAACUGCCUGCCAAAUUUCACAGAUUACCUUGUGAGAAGAUGUGGCCCCACAUUAACAAAUUGCAUUUAUGAGGAACUUAAUCACCUAAGAGGAGAUAAGGAAGCAGGUGCGGUGCUCAGAUCUAUUAAAUAAUAUACUUUACGGUGCAUUUUAUGGGCAUCACACUGUGGCCUGAUCAGCAAGAAUGGAUAACCCUUACUUUAACCCUUUCUGGAGCUGAGAACUAGAAAGUGAGGGUGCUGAUUUGGGAUUGGAGAGAUGAGGAAUUAGUGUUCCUACUUGGUGAUCAUGCUUCACCUGUCUCUCUGAGAGCAUCACCUUCACACAAUGACACAGGCGAAAAGAAAAGAAAAUCUGAGAAACUAGCAGAGUCAGUGGUUAGACAUGUGCAAGAUCAAAGAGAUUCUGAUUCUUCCUUUUCCUUCAUAUUUCCUAUACCAAGCCCUUGCCUGACUCCUUGGAUGCUAAUAGCUAACAUGGACGCAGCCUUGCGAGUAGCCAGCAUUAUUAUUGACCCAGGGACAGAGGGCACCAAAAUCCGUUGCCUUAUGUGCCAAGGCUCCAACAGACAAGAUUACUGGUGUCUAUUUGUAACGCAGAUUUAUAGUUAGAAUUUCCCAUUGAAAUGUCCUGGGUGUGAUUUAAGUCAAGUGACUGUGAUUCUUAGCUAGAAAAAGAGAAAAAUACACAGUGGGAAGGAAGGUAUGGGAGAAAGCGUAACGGAAUGUGCUAAUCUGUAGCUAUGCUCAGGUUUACUUCUAAACCUUUGAGAGGCUCCUGAGCAGUGAGUCCUAACCCCCAAGGGUCAACAGAUCGUCUCUAUAAGCAUAACUCCAUGAAGUCAUCUCCAAGCAUUAGCAUCUAAUUCCAAAUGAAAUGCAUUUUGCUAGACUUUAAAACAGCUUAACUUGGUAUGUUGUUAUUAAUGAGAGUGUAAUAGAUGCCUAUAAUAAAGUUAAUCUGAUUACA